Penicillium cinerascens is the source of this 588-nucleotide messenger RNA. RefSeq names its product DUF4202 domain-containing protein. The transcript has a single exon. NCBI's taxonomy places the organism in Eukaryota, Fungi, Ascomycota, Eurotiomycetes, Eurotiales, Aspergillaceae. The coding region runs from base 1 to 588 and encodes 195 amino acids. The record is from RefSeq and is a predicted model, not a curated record.
AUGUCAAAAUACGAGCUCGCGCUUGAGCGCAUCGACCAAGCGCACAGCGACGACCCCAACCAGAUCGAGUCCAACAACACGACAACUCCCUACGAGCUGCACUACGCCCGCAAAAUGACCUUCUAUCUCGAACGCAUCAACCCCGCCGCCUCCGAUCUCCUCCGCCUCGCCAUCCGCGCCCAGCACUUGCGCCGCUGGGAAGUCCCGCGGAGCUCCUACCCCGCUACCAAAAUCGGGUACCACUCAUGGCGCUCCGGGCUGCAAAAACGACAAGCCGAGCUCGUCGAACAAAUGUGUCUGGAGAGUGGGUACAGUGCCGAGGAGGCAGCUCGGGUGGGCGCAAUGGUGCGCAAGGCGGAUCUCAAGCGCGGGGACCCGGAUACGCAGACGCUGGAGGAUGUGGCAUGUUUGGUUUUCCUGGAUGAUCAGUUUGACAAAUUUGAGAAGGAACUUGGGGAUGAGGAUAAGAUGAUUGAUAUCUUGCGCAAAACGUGGGGGAAGAUGUCGGAGGCCGGGCAUGCUGAGGCUUUGAAACUUGAUUUGUCGGAGCGAGCGACGGCUUUGGUGACGCGGGCUUUGGCCGGUUAA